UUACCAAACCAGAAUGAUUCCAGGAGCAUUCGUCACAGAGAUUGUAGUAGCUUUUUGUCUUGCUGCUACCUUAUUGUAUAAAUAUGGAAAUAUUUUUCGACAUCAUAUCAUUGUUACAAUUUCUGUGCUUAUAGCAUGGUAUUUUUCAUUGCUGAUUAUAUUUAUAUUACCUUUAGAUGUUUCAUCAACUGUUUUUAGACAGUGUGUUGAGCAGAAUAUUCAUAAUACUACAGAAGCAAACCUUGAUAGUACAACAGUAGCACCAUUUCACACUUGUAAAGAACCUUGGCCUAACGUUCCAGAAAAUAUAUUUCCAAAUCUAUGGAGAAUUGUUUAUUGGACUUCACAAUGUUUGACAUGGUUAAUAUUACCGCUUAUGCAGUCUUACAUAAAAGCAGGAGAUUUUACUAUCCAAGGAAAAUUGAAAUCUGCUUUGAUUGAUAAUGCUAUAUAUUAUGGAAGUUACUUGUUUAUAUGUGGAAUCCUUUUAAUAUACAUAGCAUUGAAACCUGGCUUAGAUCUUGAUGGUCAAAAACUAAAAGCUAUAGCAUCAUCUGCAUCAAAUACAUGGGGUCUGUUUUUGCUAGUAUUGUUACUUGGAUAUGCACUUGUAGAAGUUCCUCGUGGAUUAUGGAAUGCUAGUAAACCUGGGUAUACUUUAAAUUAUAGCUAUUUUAAGGUUGCUAAAUUAAGUUUAGAUAAAUGUGAAGCAGAGGAGACAGUAGAUGAUAUACUUGAGUCUUUACAAGCAGCUACAGUAUCUAUUGGUCCAGGCCAUCCUUUCCAUUGUAAUUUAGAAACAAUUUUCCAAAAGAUUCCUGCAGAAUUAAAAGAUAGAAUGAAUAGAAGGCAGUUACCUGAUGACACACCAACCGAUACACCAUCAGAAAAAUCUUUAAUUCGUUUGCAUAGACAGACCAUAAAAGCACUACAAACUUUGCAGCGUAUAGAAACUCAGUGGGGUAUUUUAGUUAACAAAAUAAUUGAUUUGGAAGAUAUAGCAAAGAAUCAAAUAAGUCAUGACAGAAGAUUCAAGUCAACUUUUCCUCCGUAUCGUUCGUUUCCACUUAGGUUCAUAUACAAUCCAGUUGUUGAGUGGUAUUGGAAAUGUAUUAUAAAGAGUUAUGUUCAAAAAGUAGCAGCUAUUUGUGCUGGUUGCCUUUCAAUAGCUGUAGUAUGGUCAGAAGUAACAUUUUUCAAUAAAUCUCCAGUAUUGUCGUUGUUUGCCCAGUUUCUGAAUCUAGCUAGAGAAAAUUAUGAUUAUUUUACAAUUGAGUUGCUAUCAACGCUAAUAAUUGCAUAUCUCUGUUACUGUGCUUAUUCAACCGUUUUAAAAAUUCGUGUGCUGAAUUUAUAUUAUUUAGCACCACACCAUCAGACUAACGAGUACAGCUUAAUAUUUAGUGGUAUGAUGUUGUGUCGUCUUACACCACCUAUGUGCUUAAAUUUUUUGGGUCUCAUACACAUGGAUUCACAUAUUAUAAAAACUCACAUAUUAGAAACCCACUAUACUCAGGUUAUGGGUCACAUGGAUGUUAUCUCCAUUAUAUCUGAUGGAUUUAAUGUAUAUUUUCCAAUGGCUAUUUUAGCAUUUUGUUUAGCAACAUAUUUUAGCCUAGGAAGUAGAUUGCUUUCUAUGUUGGGUUUCCAACAGUUUCUUGAUGAUGAUGAAUUUACAACAGAUAUUGUUGAAGAAGGUCGAGAAUUAAUAAAACGAGAGAGACGUAAACGACAAAGAGCAGAAGAUUCAAUGUGUAGAAGGCGUGAAUUUCAAGAAAGAUUCAGUAGUUCUACGAAUUCAUCUCGUUAUAGAACGUCUCGACAAAGCACUGACACAGUGCGACCUCUGAAAAGGGACGAGUCGGUAGAAUCUGCAAGAGCUGGAUUGUUACGUGAUUUUGAUCCAGCGGAAUAUUACAUUGGUAUGACGUCUGGGGUUGAUAGUUAUGGUGCAAAUAAUUGUUACGAUAGGGGUUAUCAAACUGACGAUUUUUACGAAGAUCGUACGGACAAUGCAAGAGCAUUUAUUACGAAUACAAAUCGUGUAGGACCUCCUCCGAGAGGAUUGUUCGACGAUAUUUAAAUGGGAUAACGUUUUUGAUUUCUGCUUUGUAACACAUUAUAAGUAAGGUAUAUUAUAUUUGUA
Megachile rotundata (alfalfa leafcutting bee) is the source of this 2146-nucleotide messenger RNA. RefSeq names its product LMBR1 domain-containing protein 2 homolog. Gene Ontology annotation, cellular component: membrane. Lineage: Eukaryota; Metazoa; Arthropoda; Insecta; Hymenoptera; Megachilidae. The record is from RefSeq and is a predicted model, not a curated record.